CUAUAAAUAGGGUAAACGGAGGUGGCAAUAGAUCAUCCAGUCUUUCGAAUACCAUUGCCCCAAAAUGAAGCUCCACUGGCUGCUCUUUGCAGUCGUACUGAUCUGUGCCACCAGCACCGAAGUGAGUAGCACCAGCAGCACCGAAGCGGGUAGCACCAGCAGCACCGAAGCGGGUAGCACCACCAGCACCGAAGCCACCACCGCCUCAUCCUCCUCCCCGCAAACCACCUCCUCAUCCUCCUCCCCUCAAACCACCGAAGCCAGCAGCAGCAGUAGCAAUUCGGGAACCAGUUCCAGCGGCUCGUCCUCCAGCUCCGCUAAGAAGAAGAAGAAGGCUGCCGCCAGGAGGAGGCGUGCCGCGCGCAGGAGGCGUGCCGCACGCAGGAGACGUGCUGCUGCCGCCCGCAGGAGACGUACAGCUAACGCACGCAGGCGCCCUCAGCGCAGGAGCCCCCAGCGCAGGAGCCCCCAGCGCAGGCGCAACAGGGGUUAGACUGGUGGCCGAAUGUUGGGGGGAUUGGGGGGAUAAUCCUCUCCAAUCCACUCCGGCCUAGACCGGACUUUCAAAACUUUUUUUUUUAGUUUCCAAAACUCUCUGUUGAUCCACGGAUUGGCAAUUUAAUAAAUUCCCGGCUAUAGUAAUUGCAUGACAAAUA
Molecule: messenger RNA, 656 nt
Organism: Drosophila erecta
Lineage: Eukaryota; Metazoa; Arthropoda; Insecta; Diptera; Drosophilidae
Product: cell wall integrity and stress response component 1
Exons: 1
Coding region: 65-493 (142 amino acids)
Source: RefSeq, a predicted model, not a curated record